CAAUUCUAUUUAUCACCUUCACUCGCUCACACCACUUCACUUUCCGUACAUAAACACCCAGAGAUUUUGGUCACCGGAAUCCUUCAGAACCAAAACCUUUCUACCCCCUUAACAUGCACUCUUGGUGACAAUUAACAAUUCAAAUCCAAACCAGCUGCUCUGUGUAUUCUUGUUUUGAUGCAUAUGCUCAGAAUGAGCUGAUUUGAUUGUAUUGCCUGAUGGGAAUUGAGAUGGACAUUGGUAAAAGAUUAGAAGCUAAGAUGGAAGCUUCAGCCUAUAAGGGGACUGGAAUAUUUGCCAAAGAACUUGAAGAUGAGCUUAUGAAAUUUACAAUGAAGUCUGAGGACAAUAAAGUCGAUGCACACUUGAUUGAGAAGACUGAGGAAGUCCUGCGGAAUACUGAGGAUGUCAACAUUACAGACUGCACAAAAUCUUUGGGCAAUGAGCUGGUGGAAGCAGCAUACCAGGACACAACUGAGAGCUCAAGUUCAUUUGAUGACAGCGAUUCUGGAGUUGAGAAUGUUGAUACCUUGGGUGACUCUGAAGCUUCGUCAGAUUUUCAUGGUGAUACUGCAUCGGCACUAGAUAUUGAUGGAUCUGGUGAAAAGUUUAGAAUGAGGAAGAGGAAGCUGACCAGUCAUUGGAGGUCAUUUGUUCAACCUCUUAUGUGGCGUUGUAAGUGGGUUGAGUUGCAAAUUCAGAAGUUGCAGUCACAAGCCCAACAAUAUGACAGAGAACUUGAAGCAUACAAUAAGCAAAAGCAGAUUCAGUUAGAGAACUCUAUUUUGGUAGAUGGAGUUAAAUCACUUCCAUUUUCCCAGACCAAUGCUAGAAGUGACAUCCUGAAGAGGAAGAAAAGAAGAACAACAGAAGCAACAAUGGAUGUAGCAGCAUAUAUGUCUCAUCACAACCUUUUUUCAUAUUAUGAAAAUAGGAAGUCCUUUACUGAAGGUGCCCUCAUGAGUAAUGAGUUGAAGAAUCCAGCUACUCGGAAAGUCUACACUGAGGAUGAGUUUUGGAUUAAUGAUGAGCUAUUAUCCAUUGCACCUGGAGAUGGUGAUAAUUCUUUAGAACACAUACUCGGGAAGAUUGACUAUUUGCAAUCACAAGUUGGGAAGCUGAAGAGCAGAGUUGACAAGGUAAUGCAUGAAAAUGCUGGAAAGUUUUCUGGCACCGAGGACUUGACCUUGCCUAUGGCAUGUAAUGCCUCACCUCCAAACAGUGGGGACAGAAUGGCUGUAGGAACUUAUAUUGCAUCUCAGCUUAUAUCUGAGUAUAGCAUGGGCAAUGCACUCGUGCCUGAAAGUGCAGUUACAAGUCAAGGAGAUGUUGCUACCGACGCUAAUGGAAGUAAAGAUCAUGCUUGUUUUGCAGAUGCACAUGAAAAUGAUGAAGAUGGAGUUCUUAUUGAUAAUGAGAGGGUUAAGGAAGAGAUGAACAGUUUCGAGGAAGUGAAGAUUACCCCAAUCCAAACGCCUUUGGUGCUUAAGGAUGGGUCGGGUAAUACCACCCCUCCAGUCCAGGGAGAACCUGAUCUGCCCACAGAUGAUCAACCACCUCCCAAAAUUCGUUCUAUCGCAAAGCUUACUGCCCCGAAAAGCAAGAAGAAGAGGGGGAGAAGAAAAGUUGCUGGGCGGCGGAGGUGAAGUUAGUUUCCUAAUAACCGGGUGCAAUUU
Molecule: messenger RNA, 1676 nt
Organism: Sesamum indicum (sesame)
Lineage: Eukaryota; Viridiplantae; Streptophyta; Magnoliopsida; Lamiales; Pedaliaceae
Source: RefSeq, a predicted model, not a curated record